AGCUCGGAUGGAGCGCACUCUUCUUCGUUUCGAAGCUCGCUUUCUCUCUCUCGCUCUUGCGCCACUUCUAUUCAUGUUGCUCGUGAGCUUGUUUACAAGUGAAGGGAAACGUGCGGCAUUCCUGACUCUGCAAGCCCCUCUCUGUCUGCCACAGAAAAAGAUUAAAGCUCUCACCCAAUAACUCUACAUAUUCUUUUUCAUUCCAAAGUUGGGAAAAUAUGUUACACAUUUCCAUGGAAUCUUGUCACUUUAAUCUCACUGUACCCCACUGUACUGUGUUGACCCAAAUGCUCAGAUUCACAACAAAACCUCUCGGAAAUCUUUUGUCUAUUUUGUUAUAAAUACAGGAUUUGUUAGAUGUUGUAUUCGACAACCAUCACAUGGAUAAGAUGUUACCUUGCACAUGCAAAGAAACGAAUGUUCUUUGGAUUUCCGAGAAAACCGCUUAUAUGCCACAUUGAAUUAUUUGAUUUUUCUUUUUCAGGUCUAAGAGACACUUGUUUGUUAUUUUCACCAAUGGUUUAUACAGUGACCACAAAUAUACGAAUGUUUUCUUUUCACAUUUGCAGGUUUCAAUGUGCUUGCAACCUGUCUUUGGAUACGUAUAACUGAUAUGAAUACAAAAAUCAUAGUCAAUCAAAUGAUUAUAAAUUGAGAGAGAGAGAGAGAGAGAGAGAGAGAGAGAAAGAGAGAGAGACUUGUUUCAUGUGAUUUCCACUACAAGAGAUUAAGCAAAAAGAGGUAGAUGCGUGGCACUUUAAUUAGAAAAAGAUCGUGGGUUACAUUCGCUAAGCAGGGGCAGAAUUACGAGGUAGGUUGGUAUGCAGUAGUUGGAUUAGGAGGUGGUCAGAUUUUGAGUAAGGAGGUAGUUAGGUCAGAUUUUUGAAAGUCGAAGGAUGUGCAUGGAUACACUUGCGAAAUCGAUGGAUCACGAGCACAGGUUUCAAGACACAGCUUCGAAGCAUCCUUUAUCUGUCCAGUUUGAGCGUUUCGCAGGCACAAUAGCUUACGCAAAGAUCAAGCUCAUGAUCAUGGCAGGAAUCCACGCUCACUGGCUGUAAUGAAACUGGAGCAAGCCUCGGCAUGCAAAUACCAUUUAGACUGGAUCCAGUGACACACAAAAUCAACGAAGAGUUGUGGAAUACAUGUACAAGUUUUCAUUGGGUGGAUUUGUAGGAAGGAGGAGGACUGUUGUAUGGCGAUUACUCUAACAAUGCAGUCAUUUCUCCAUUCCAUGCGUAAACCUGAGGGCUGAUCAAGAUCAAAUCCCAUCGAGUACUAAACUGUACAGAAGCUUCUCUUGACUUCUCAACCAACUUCUCUCGCAUGAACGUGCUCUUUACCUCCAAACCUAAAUUCUGACCUACUUUCAACGAAAGAAAUGGUCGAUGUCUGUAACGUGUUCCAUGGAAUAUGUUCACACUGGUUCUGCUAAACCCGCCCCUUUCAACUACACCAUUACGGGAGAAUUUAAUCGCCACUUGUCAGUUACACGGAAAUUUUGAAUAGGAUCUAAUAAACCUUCAGCAUGCGGUGCACUUUUGUUAUGAUUUAAAGGAGCAGCCAUAAAGAAGUCGAGAGGAACACAGCAAAACAUCACAAGAUCGAGAACUUCAUCAUCACAAGACCAUCUGAGGCUUCAGUCGUAAGAAUGGCCCCUAAAAAAAAAACUGAGGCUCAAAGGACUGCAAACCUUGCUCAGAUGCAAAGUUUGAAAGCUAAUCAAAUGAAUCCUUCAAAUAUGGAACAAUCUGAAGCUAUACAAGAAGUGUGGGCUGAUGUGUGGAGUGGAUUUGAUUUGCAUGUUAGUGACAAACAGUAUUAUCCUCGUUAUGUUGCAUAUGCAGUUGCUCAUACUGUGGCUCAAAUGCUCAAUGUGGUGUGCUUCGCAAGGCUUAACAAAAUGGAUGGGUGGGAUCAUCCAAUUGUGGGCCAGCAUCCUGAAGAAUGGAAUGCAGAUGAAGAGUGUGAACUCCCCCCAAUUGACACAUGGGCUCGCCAAUGUAUCCCAAUUGAAACUGAGUCAAAAACCUCCACAAGUAUUGAUGACACAAAUUCCAAAAAUAGUUCAAAAUCAUUUGCAAAUCCCCAAACUUCCCAAGGAGUCCUUGUAAGUGUGCAAGAUGCUUUAGCUCAACGCGGCAACUCAACACAAUUGCAACUCCAAUCAAAAUCAACAAUUCAUGAUAGUAAACACAUAAAUAUUGAACAUGAAGCAGAUAGUCUUUUCAUAGAUGACACCACUGGAUGGAAAAACAAGCCGGCAGAAGAAUCAUCUGAAAGUGAAGAUGAGUAUUUAGACUUGAGGUGGUAGUCUGAGCAAGAAACCUUCAACAUCAGCCCCUUUCAUUUAAGUAAUAUAUCUUGAAAUCAAUUUAUCAAACCUGAAAACCGAGUUGUUUCAAUAAAAACUUUGAAAGAGCACUGGAAAUGUACACCGUGGUUACCACAAUCAGAAGGUUGUGAUCUA
Molecule: messenger RNA, 2470 nt
Organism: Physcomitrium patens
Lineage: Eukaryota; Viridiplantae; Streptophyta; Bryopsida; Funariales; Funariaceae
Source: RefSeq, a predicted model, not a curated record